This is a messenger RNA of Solenopsis invicta (red fire ant), 2442 nucleotides long. RefSeq names its product ADP-ribose glycohydrolase ARH3. Gene Ontology annotation, cellular component: mitochondrion; nucleus. The transcript has 8 exons. The record is from RefSeq and is a predicted model, not a curated record. Bases 756 to 1802 code for a protein of 348 amino acids. NCBI's taxonomy places the organism in Eukaryota, Metazoa, Arthropoda, Insecta, Hymenoptera, Formicidae.
CUGGCGCGCAGGUUGGAUGUUUGGAUGCUCCGUCAGCUUAGUGCUCUCGUGUAUGUACGUACUCCAAAUAUGAAUUGUGCGCAUAUACAGUGUUGAGAGUGCCGACGUGAUAGCGGAUCGACAUGACCACGAUCGUCUCGAUACACGGGUCACGCGGUGUUGUGCGUAGAGUGCGUGAUCGCACUUGUUUACGCUGCGCGGGAGUUUGUUUGUGACCGCCUGUGAGGUAAGACGUUCUCAUCCGUUGCUGACAUAUUUUUGUAUCUAUCGAUUGCAUCACAAUCGACCGCCGUCCCGGGAUGACUAUCGUCGUUCCGUGCUUUGUUGAAUCUUGGGGUCUGUAUUGUCGCCGCGAUCCCCGCGUUAUAUUAGAGAGACAGGUACCAUUUUGACCGAACUGACCUGUUUACGAGGCGCGGGCCGCGCGGGUCGUCGCUGCGUCAUUUGCCUGUCGCGUCGUUUCGAAAACUUUUACGUGCGCGUAUUCGCUCGUCCGUGCAGUGGAAUACCACGAGUGUGUCCACGAGGAAGCACUGCUUGAUCAUCGUGCAAUUGUACUAGAUCAAUUCGUACGGAAACGAAUUGUAUCGUUCUCUGUUCGCAAUGUCUACACGUAUGUAGCAUACACCGGCGCGGCGUGCAUACGCUCGUUCAAACGGCUGCCGUCAGCGAGAGAAUUUCAACGAGAGGACGACGAUUCGUGAAGCAGCUCGUUAGGUUAGGUUAGAGUUCCACGUGCGUAACAACGAUCAAGGAUGGAUUCGAUGUUACUGAAGAGUAAAUUCCGCGGUACGAUGUUAGGUGUUUUAGUCGGCGAUUGCCUUGGAGCCCCGUAUGAAGGCUUACAGAAACUAUCAGAUCGGAAAAAGGCCUGCUUACAUAAAGACCUGAACAAGUUGUGGGACACGAAGUUCAGAGAACCUGUCAUGCAAUACACAGAUGAUUCUGCAAUGACACGCGCCUUAGCUGAGUCGUUGAUUGAGAAACAAGAUCUGGAUAUUGUUGAUGUAGCUAAGCGAUUUACAAAAAGUUAUCAUGAUGAGCUUUCAAGAAAGAAUUGUUACGGAGCUGGUACUGUAACUAUACUUAAGGAAUGGAAGAAACAUGUGGAUGAAGCAAAUGUAAAAAUCCCAGCAAAGAAUCUAUUUGAUGGUCAAGGUUCCCUCGGUAAUGGAGGUGCUAUGAGAAUUGCUCCUGUUGUAUUAUUUUCAUACAAUAAUUACGAUAAACUUAUACAUAAUGCCAGAGAAGUAACAGAAAUUACGCAUACACACAAGUUAGGGAUAAACGGUGCUAUUUUACAAGCUAUAGCAAUUCAACAAAGUCUAUCUUUAGAUCCCAAUGAAGAAUUGGAUGUUUCUAAGUUUGUUGAUGAUCUCAUAAACAAAAUGGAUAAAAUUGAAGGUGACUCAAGCGAAUACAAAGAUCGACUAAACAUAGUAAAGAGCUUACUUUCUGAGGAAGGGGAUGAUCCUAAUGAGAAAAAGGUUGUCGAACAACUGGGUGCUAAUGUCACAGCUUUAGAGUCCGUACCUACCGCGAUCUUUUGUUUUCUAAGAGCGCAGAGUCCCAUAAAAAGGAUGCCGAUUUUCAAUCGUCUCAGAAGAGCAAUUCAAUAUGCCAUUACUUUGGGAGGUGAUACGGACACGAUUGCUAGUAUGGCUGGUGCGAUAGCUGGUGCUUUCUACGGCUACGAAAAAUUCAGCCUAUUACUCUUAUCGCAUUGCGAAGAAUGGGAAAAUUUUCAAGCUCUGGCUGAUAAGUUGCUGUAUCUGCCAACAUCUAGUGAUACAGAUAAAUGAAUAAUAUAUAUUUAAAAAAUUUUACUAAUGCAGAAGAUUAUAUACUCAAUGUUCUUUUAUUCAUCAUUGCUCCCUUACAAGCUUCAGCCAACAUUUUACUACUUACGUGGCACACUUCUUACUAAAUAUCAAUUUGUAAUUACAAUAUACAUUACCAUCUAUGCUUUGUUAUUUUACACAUUUUAUUUUUGUUCACGAAUUGUUAACAUAUUUCGCUUUUGACGUACAAGAAAUAAGAAGUGUAUCUGGUAACUGAAUUAUUUGGAAAGUAAAUCUGUAUGACUAGUAUUCAUAAUUUUUCGCAGCACUAUCAUACGCUACAAAGUUAGACUUACAUCGUGUAUAAUCGUGCUUUUUUUUUUAUUAGACCUACAAUAAAGAUAGAAAAUAAUAUCAAUAUUUCGUAAGUUUUGUGUAAAUAAAAAUAUGGGCAGGGGAGAGGAGGAGAGACGUGUCGGAAACCGCUUGAAUUCUUCCGUUUUUAAGUGGUUCCGUUCUCUCGACGAUCACAGAGAUUUUAAAUAUAUAAGCAUGGUCGCGCGAUCAGUCUGUAACUCUAUCUAAAGCACGCUGCUAAAGAUGCAAGUUUUGUUAUACAUAAUCAGUGUAGUCAAUAAUCCAAUUAAAAAUAGUAAUUGUA